Messenger RNA from Vitis vinifera (wine grape), 1455 nucleotides. Its product is annotated as cytosolic sulfotransferase 8. NCBI's taxonomy places the organism in Eukaryota, Viridiplantae, Streptophyta, Magnoliopsida, Vitales, Vitaceae. Gene Ontology annotation, molecular function: sulfotransferase activity. The coding region runs from base 267 to 1289 and encodes 340 amino acids. Gene Ontology annotation, biological process: sulfation. The record is from RefSeq and is a predicted model, not a curated record. The transcript has a single exon. Gene Ontology annotation, cellular component: cytoplasm.
ACCAAACAUUGGUGGAGCUUCCCUUUAAAGUAUGUGCAUGAUGAUGAAUUAUGAUCAUUUGAGGGAUUCACGAUUUUUAGAAAGAAAAAAGUGAAUUUGAAAAAGAAAAUGUCUGAAUGAAACUGACACCCAGCCUGUAAAGCACAAAGUGUGGUCAGACAAUACGAAUCAAACUUUAGCAACCUUGCCAAUGUAUUGGUCUCAGCAACACCAAUUUAAAAAUCCCCAUUAAACUCGGUAGCUCAGUGUUUACAGAUUUUGUGUUCAUGGCUGGUUCUCCUGAGAAUGCCAUGGUGCUGUCAUCAACAGCCGAUGAAGAUGAGAAACAAAGGGAAAGUAGAAGCAAAAGAGAGAUCAUUUCCACCCUCCCAACUGAAAAGGCCUGGAAAAUUCAGGGUCUUAUGUACCAGUACCAAGGCUUUUGGUACUAUUCUGGGGGUGCUGUAGAAGGAGUCAUGUGGAUGCAAAAAUGCUUCAAGGCAAGGAAUGAAGAUGUUCUCUUGGUCUCCUUUCCAAAAUGUGGAACAACAUGGUUGAAAUCUCUCAUGUUUUCUAUCAUGAAUCGAACCAGGUAUGAUUUCUCAGCACACCCUUUGCUGACUUCUAGCCCUCAUGAACUUGUUCCCUUCUUGGAAUUCUACGCAGAGCAGAACAUCCCCUUCCCAGACCUGGACACACUUUCCUCUCCUCAGCUCUUCCAUACUCACAUUGCCUUCACUUCAUUACCCCAACCUGUCAUAGACUCUCAGUGUCGAAUUGUCUAUAUCUGUCGCAACCCCAAAGAUGUGUUUGUUUCUAGUUUUUGUUUUAUCUCGAGAUGUCAUAUAGUGGUUCCCCUCGAAGAGGCAUUUGAGUUGUUCUGCAAAGGAAUUAGCUUCUAUGGACCCUUCUGGGACCAUGUUUUAGGGUAUUGGAAGGCUAGUUUAGCUUCACCCCAGAGAAUAUUGUUCUUGAAAUAUGAAGACGUGAAGGGGGAUUCCUUGUGUCAGGUCAAGAGGUUGGCAGAGUUCAUGGGCUCUCCCUUCUCUUCCGAGGAAGAAGGACAAGGUUUGAUACAUGAAAUUAUGGAGCUGUGUAGUUUUGAGAAUCUAAGAAAUUUGGAGGUAAACAAGACCGGAGCACUAUCUGUGGGCAAUAUCAGCACUGGAAAGGAUACUUUCUUCAGGAAAGGUGAGGUUGGUGAUUGGAAGAAUCAUUUGACAGCUGAAAUGGCCGAUCGCAUUGACAGGAUCAUGGAGGAAAAGUUGAAAGGUUCUGGUCUGACAUUCAGCGACUCCUGUGAUAGCUGAUUAUUAAUUCUGGAGGUGAACUUCAUAUGAUUUGUAUUAAGUUAAUUUAUUAACUAUCUAAUUGUCUUCUGUUAAGUGUGCUUGUGUGCUUGUAAUAAAUGGAAUGAUGGUGUUGAGUUAAUUUGUAUUAAGUUAUAAGGCUUUCUUAAUUUAUAUUUAAAUUCAA